Patiria miniata (bat star) is the source of this 683-nucleotide messenger RNA. Its product is annotated as allene oxide synthase-lipoxygenase protein-like. The transcript has 5 exons. Lineage: Eukaryota; Metazoa; Echinodermata; Asteroidea; Valvatida; Asterinidae. The record is from RefSeq and is a predicted model, not a curated record. The coding region runs from base 123 to 683 and encodes 186 amino acids. Gene Ontology annotation, molecular function: protein binding.
UGGCAGUUGGGGCACAACAAACUGGACGAAGCAGUUAUCAACCGAACAGACUUGAUUGCAUGGAAUAAUCAGUGUAUUUAUCGAAUCUGUAGCGUACUGUGAGUGGAUGCCUGCAGAGAGUCAUGGGUAAUGGCUGCGUUCGAGUCAGUCCCGAUGGAUAUACUAUUCACAUCAAGACGGGAGACCACAAGGGCUCAGGAACGGAUUCCACGGUCAAUCUGAGCAUGUAUAACUCAUCCGGCUCAUCACCUGAAGUUAAGAUCAACUGUAACUGGAAGGAUGACUUCGAGAAGGGAAGUAUAGACACAUUUCACCUGAAGAGCGCGGGCAUCACUGAAGCGGUAGAAGGCAUCGAAAUCAGGCUGUCCGAAGGAGCCUUCAGUCAGAAUUGGUUUGUGGAAACCAUUGACAUCAAGUUCCAAGACUUACCGAGUGACAGGAGUAGUGUCUUCCCCCUCCAUCGAUGGAUCAAAGAAGGUGAGACUUUCUGCGCCGUCAGGAAUGAUUCCACCUUACCUCAACAAGAGACCAAUCGGAAGCAGAGACUUGAUGAACUAGCCAGGAAGAAGGAGACUUAUCAGCUGGAGAGGAAGAGCAACGGUGACUUGGCAAUCGCUCAGCAUUGCCUGAAGGAGCUCAUUAUGAAUAACGGAAGGAAUACAACCGGCAUGAACUGGGCAUGA